Messenger RNA from Daphnia magna, 2941 nucleotides. RefSeq names its product flotillin-2 (gene Flo2). Bases 878 to 2152 code for a protein of 424 amino acids. Gene Ontology annotation, biological process: protein localization to plasma membrane; regulation of myoblast differentiation. Lineage: Eukaryota; Metazoa; Arthropoda; Branchiopoda; Diplostraca; Daphniidae. Gene Ontology annotation, cellular component: plasma membrane. The record is from RefSeq and is a predicted model, not a curated record. The transcript has 11 exons.
UUUCCCAGAGUUCAGUUAAGAAAUGAGGAUGCUCGGGAAUUUCAAAUAUUUUAUCCUCCUACAACUGAGUUUAAGUGUCUGAAGAAAAUAUAAAAGUAGAUGUGCAUAUUCUCUUUAUCUCGGCUGUUUGUUGCAUUUAAAUGAUGCAAUGGUAAUCAAGGACUACAACAAAUAUGUAGAUAUCUGAAACGGUCUCCUUUUAACUGUGAGUUGUACGUAAGUGAGUUGGUGAUGCAGGCUUUCCAUAAGCAGAGAAGAAUGGCAAGAUAGGAAGAAGUUGUUGAUUGCUGAAUCAUGCAUACGAUGCAAAACGCCAACUACUUAGCCCAAAAAACACGUAAAAGAAAAGUGGUCAGUGAGCCAGUAGGGAUGUCGUUUGCGAGAAGAUUUUCUGUGCCAGAAUGCAAGAUGAAAAAAAAGGAAAAAAAAAAGUUCACGUUACGAAUUUGGCCACUAGAUGGCUGUGUUGCAUAGAAACAGCUGAUAGAUGGUGUUGCUUUCUUUAGCGUCUGUUGAGCUCUUGGUUUGUGUCGACUGUCAAUAGAUGCAAAGAUAACUAACAAGCACCCGAACGUGCAUGAAAAGAAAGUGAGUGAGUGUACGUCAAAUAACAGGGCGUUAAACAACAGUUAUCUCUGGUGUGACACACAGGGAAUUUUGUUGCGCUCGUUUUGGAUGAAUUGUGGAAACGCGAAACAUCUCGGUAACAGUUGCACCAUCAUGUGCGAUUGAAAAAAGGGGAGGAACGAACGCAUCUGCCAAGCCCAUUUAACAAUUAAACUUUUGCGUGCCUAGUGACAGUGCAUCCCGACUACUUUCACCUCUGAUUUGAUUCAAAACUUGUUCGUUCACGUCGUUUCCACACGAGAAACUCAUCAUGGGCAACAUCCACACUGUUGGACCGAACGAAGCCUUGGUCGUCUCAGGCGGUUGCUGUGGGGCUAGUUCCAAAACGACGGUCGUCGGCGGAUGGGCAUGGGCGUGGUGGCUCGUCACAGACGUCCAGCGCAUGUCGCUCGAGGUGAUGACGUUGAACCCGGUGUGCGAACACGUCGAGACGGCGCAGGGAGUUCCGUUGACGGUGACGGGCGUGGCCCAGUGCAAGAUCAUGACGGCCAAGGAGCUGCUGCAAACCGCCUCUGAGCAAUUCCUGGGCAAGACGUCGCAGGAAGUCCAGUUGACGAUCCUGCAAACUCUGGAGGGUCAUCUGCGCGCCAUCCUGGGCACUCUCUCCGUCGAAGAGGUGUACCGUGACCGCGACCAAUUCGCUUCUCUAGUCCGUGAAGUGGCAGCUCCCGAUGUCGGCCGGAUGGGCAUCGAAAUCCUUUCCUUCACCAUCAAAGAUGUUUACGACGAUGUCGAGUACUUGUCUUCGCUGGGCAAGGCGCAGACGGCCAACGUCAAACGCGAUGCCGCUGUAGGAGUCGCGCAGGCCAACCGAGACGCCGGAAUUCGGGAAGCCGAAUGCGAGAAAGCCUCGAUGGAUGUCAAGUACAACAUGGACACCAAAGUGGAGGACAACACGCGACUCUACAAGCUCCAGAAAUCGAAUUUCGAUCGAGAGAUCAACACAGCGAAAGCGGAGGCGCAAUUAGCGUACGAAUUGCAGGCAGCCAAAACUCGUCAAAAGAUCAAGACGGAAGAAAUGCAAAUCACCGUCGUGGAACGCCGGAAGCAAAUUGAAAUUGAGGAGCAAGAAAUUACGCGACGCGAAAAGGAACUCAUCGCCACCGUCCGUCUGCCCGCAGAGGCCGAAAGUUUCAAAGUCGAACUGGUCGCCCAGGGCCAACGGACUCAAGUUGUGGAAAAAGCGCGUGCCGAUGCCGAAAAGAUCAAACUAAUUGGAGCGGCCGAAGCGACGGCCAUCGAGAAUGUCGGUCGAUCCGAGGCGGAGGCGAUGCGGCUCAAAGCAGCCGCUUACAAACAAUACGGAGAGGCGGCCAUACUCUCGCUCGUUUUCGAAGCUCUGCCAAAGAUUGCGGCUGAAGUGGCCGCUCCUCUUGCCAAGACGGACGAAAUUGUUAUGCUGAGCGGAUCGUCUAAUUUCUCUAACGAGAUCAACAAGUUCGUAGCCCAGGUGCCGCCUGCCAUUCAAGCGCUGACGGGAGUCGAUUUAUCCGAUGUCCUGCGCAAAAUCCCCGGCGCCAAGUGAAGCAGGUGCCGUAAUUGGCGUCAUGUCCACUCGAUGAAAUAGGAAUAGACUCUUCUAGAAUGAAACAAAAGUGACCAAACAAGUCGUUAAAAGAAACUAUUCAAAAAUCAACACCUUAUUGAACAACGCUGGACUUUUUCGGCAACUGCCGCUCCUUUACUGGAACAAAAUGAUGAUUUUUAUUAUUAUUUUUUUUUUUUUUAAACUCAAAAUUUGAAAAUACCUUUUGCCUCUCUCCUUUUGGCCGCUGCCCGUCUGCCUGUUGUAUUGUUUUUUUAUUACUAUCCAUUUUCUGCGUUGUAUUGGUGUCAAGGCUUUCCAGCGUUCCGAAGCUCUUGGUACUACCCCCCAUAAUUUUAUUUCUCCCGCAGCCAUUUCCUCUUUCUGGCUCGUUUAUCUCUUCUUUUUCGUUUUUGAGGUGGGCGCGCACGUGAGUCAGCUGGACGCGUUCCGUCGUUUUGUUUUGCGUUUGGGGUCCAAGUUGAGUGCCAUAAAACCAAAAAAAAAUAACAAAACUGUGUGACUCGUUAUUUCCAAACUCGUCCAACUUUUAAAAGUCAAACCAAUAAAUGAAACACGACAAUUUUUCAAACAGUUGCCAUCAUGCGAUCAACGCCACCGCCAUGUGUAGUAGUCAUUUCCCUCUUGCCAAACCGGUUUUUUGUUUCUCGUCCUUUUUGCAUUUGAAUUGCCGAGCACUUCAGUUGGUUCUUUUCUUGAUUCUUUCUACUUUAAAAACGUUUCCAGAUUGAAAUCGAAAAGCAAAAAAUACAUUUCGAAAAGCAUUGA